Messenger RNA from Rosa rugosa (rugosa rose), 2292 nucleotides. RefSeq lists its product as uncharacterized. Gene Ontology annotation, cellular component: chloroplast. The record is from RefSeq and is a predicted model, not a curated record. The transcript has 3 exons. Gene Ontology annotation, biological process: translational termination. Lineage: Eukaryota; Viridiplantae; Streptophyta; Magnoliopsida; Rosales; Rosaceae. Gene Ontology annotation, molecular function: translation release factor activity. Bases 224 to 1048 code for a protein of 274 amino acids.
CUUCUCUCUUCUCCAUUCUUCUUUUCUAAAUUGCUCCUUUUCUUCUUCUGCUCCAAAGUUCAAUUCUUUCUUCAGUUGGGAUAUUAGUUCCAACUCUCCAAGGACUAGAGGGUUUGAUUAAGAUGGGAUUUUGAGAAUUGGGAAUUUGUUCAUUUGAAGUCAGGGUGGGCAGUGAGCUUGACUUCAGCCUGGUCUGGCAUGGCAUGCAACUGAUUCAUAGGUAAUGAGAAUGGUAAUGGCAGGGUCACUGUGGAAGUCAUCGUGUUCAUGUUCAUAUACGUGUUCAUUGGUUAGAGUAAUAGGAGUUUCAAGAACAAGUAGUGGUGCAGCAGCUGCUAUACUUCAUGCAUCAUCUCCAUUUCCACCUCCAUCCAUGGCCUUAAAAAUACAAAGAAAAAGUAGCUUAACCAAGUGGAGGUGGUCUCAACAGCAACCACAAUUACCAGAAGACAGGAACAGAAAUGCCUUCUUCAUACGGAGCUCUAAAUACGGAACCAAUAGUAUUAGCACUGAUGGCGGAAAGGGAUAUUUGGAAUCUACGGACCAAGAAUUGAUGAGCCAGUGCGAAAUGGGCACUUUCAAGACGUCAGGGCCAGGGGGUCAGCACCGCAACAAGCGAGAGUCUGCAGUACGCCUUAAGCAUCUCCCAACUGGUAUUAUUGCACAGGCUUCUGAGGAUCGAUCCCAGCACAUGAAUCGUGCCUCAGCUUUAUCUCGCCUACGCACUCUUAUAGCUCUCAAAAUCAGGAACAGUGUGGAUCUUGAUGGUUAUUCCCCUCCUCGAGAGCUUCUUCAAAUUCUUCCCAAAUCAUCUUCCAUUAGAACAUCAGAUAUUGGUAACCAAAUUGGACCGAACAAUCCGAAAUUUGUUUACGGAAUGCAAGCUCUGUUGGAUCUCCUUUAUGCAGUUGAUGGUUCUGUCUCAGAGGCAGCAAAGUUUCUGGGGUUGAGCACAGGUGCACUGUCUCGGUUAAUACUCUCUGAUGAUUCUCUCCGAUUGGCAGUCAAUGAGCUUAGGGCUUCUAAGGACAUGAAGCCUUUGAGGUAGAAUUUGUCAGAUGUUGCAGGUUUGUGGAACCAGAGUAUUAUGACAUUGCAAAGCAACACAGAUAUCAUUUUUGUCAGAUAAAUGGAAUAUGCAUGAACAUUGCUCUUGACAGACAUUGCACCAUCAGUUUAGAUUCGGUACACAUCAAGCUAGAAGAAAGUUCAAUACAUCAAAGCUAGAAGAAAGCUUUUCUUUUAGCUGUAGCAUCGACUCUAGCUAGUCUAGAGGUUCUAGAGUCUAGUGACCGGGUUAGGCCACCAUGGGAGCGAAAAUGGGUAGCGGAAUUCCUUAUAUGCCCAAUAAUUUUAAUCUGUGUAGUUGUCUCUAACAUUCCGCCAUGGAGGUUGCAAGUGAUAAUGUCGCCGACCAUAUCUUAAAUAUCCAUAUCCUCAUUGUUUGGGUGGAAAGUCACUGAAAUCUGGUAAGGCCUGACCACCUCAAUAUCUUUGCAAGUUAUGGGAACUUUGUCGACUAUUCAUUUAAAUUUGCCUUUGCUGUUUUCCACAACUGGUUUCAACUCCCGAACUCUGAAUACCUGUCGACCUUCGUCGUCAUGGAGGACUUCAUGAGUCCCACACAACCGUAGCCUCCCUCCGCUCACAGCUAAAUGGCCUAUGCCUCCAGUUUUUAUACCCUCACUCAGCUCAAUGAACUGACAUUCAGCAAUAUUACUAGUACUACUGGUGGAUGCGGAGAGAUCCAACUCAAAUAUAGUCAUCCUUAUAACCACCAAUACGACAUUCCAUUGUAAGCAGUGGCAGAACUGGUUGUAUGGCCAAAAAAAGUGGCAAAUGAAGAAAAGAGCCGGGAGCAUAAUUCUCUACAUUCACGAGUCUCAGAAGAGAAGAUCUCCAGAUUGAAGUUUGGAUACGAGAAUUCGGAACUAGUCACACAGCCUUCCACACAUACUCGUUUGUUCUUCUUUUCGAUCGGAAUCACCAUCGGAGUAUUUAUAAUAUGGAUUGCAGAGGUAGUAUUGACGUACAUCUUUUUAACCUCCUUUUAUCAGCAGCAGCGGUUCUCAUGGCAGGUGCAGUAACAAACUCUAAGUUAGGGUCUUCUUUCUCUUCUUUGGAGAGGUGAUCCUUAUGGUCAUUUAUCUUUCCUAUCGUGACGACUCUAGUUUUCCUUGGCCAAGUCCUUUCCCAACACGGUGUUCCAACCGCUUUUGGAAAAAUGAUUCAUAUAUGAAUGCUCCAAAAUGGUCUAUGAAACACGUUUACUCCAUCAUUUUCAAUUUCUGA